GCUAUGAGUUCAACUUCAAGGGCUUUCAAGCUUACGUUAACACCAUCCAUUCUUCUUUCAAUCACUAAAAGCGCAUAUAUCAUUCCAAAAUGUCAGACGCAGCUCGCUGGAAAGCCACUGUCUAUGUAGGCGGACUAUCUCAAAUGGCAACUCAGAGUCAUGUCCUCGACGCUUUCAUCCCAUUCGGUGAGAUAGUCGAGGUCAAAGUACCAAAACCCGAUGCGCCAAACUCUACAGAGGCACACAGAGGAUUCGCCUAUGUCGAGUUCGAAGACGCAGCUGAUGCGAAGGAGGCUAUUGACAAUAUGGAUCAAUCGGAGUUUUUCGGAAAGGUCCUCAAGGUAUCACAGGCCAAGGCACCCAAAAGCGCAGAGGAUGGGCUUGGUAGCAAAACAGCUAUUUGGGAGAAGGAAGGAUGGUUGGCCGAGCAUGCGGCAGAUGAUCAGGAAACAGUGCCAGAUGCUGGUCCUGACCCCAUGCAAGGAUUGGAACAACUCGACGUUGCAGGACCAAAACCCGAAUGAGGAUACAAGUUGGAGGUUUGUUAUUGAGCUUAUUGCCGGCAUAGCGAAGGCGUUCAAGGCAUUGGAUUGGAUUCACGGUUACUGGCGAGAAAGGAUGACAUAUCAUCACCGAGAAUAUUCAGAUUUUAUACCUGAUGGGUUUCCCUACUACCGCACUCAUCUGAAAUGUACAGUACUGUCCUUCCGAAAACACGUGGACAUGCGAACAAUUUCAUUUCCCCAACAGCAUCCCUAUCUUUAUGCCAAAUUUAGUGACCCUCACUCUCGCCCUCGGCGUGGCCCUCAGCGUGG
Messenger RNA from Fusarium odoratissimum NRRL 54006, 815 nucleotides. RefSeq names its product peptidylprolyl isomerase. The transcript is spliced from 2 exons. Gene Ontology annotation, molecular function: RNA binding. Lineage: Eukaryota; Fungi; Ascomycota; Sordariomycetes; Hypocreales; Nectriaceae. The record is from RefSeq and is a predicted model, not a curated record. Bases 90 to 524 code for a protein of 144 amino acids.